AUGAGGUCUCAGAUUUACAGAUCGCUCCUAUCUGCUGCUUUGAAGCGCACCUCUCCUUCCUUUUCAGGAGGAAAAGCAGCUGCAGCUGCUGUAGUUUCAUGCAGAAGAAGAAUGUCAUCUUUAGCUUCAUAUAGUUUAUCGGAGUCGGGAAAUGCAUAUAGAGGUUGGAUAUCUGGAGUCCUUGCUCUGCCUGCUGCAGCCUUCAUGCUUCAGGAGCAGGAAGCACAUGCUGCUCAGAUGGAGAGGACGUUUAUUGCCAUAAAACCAGAUGGGGUGCAGCGAGGACUGAUCUCUGAGAUUGUCUCCCGGUUCGAACGAAAAGGUUUCAAACUUGUAGGAAUCAAGAUUAUUGUUCCUCCAAAGGACUUUGCUCAGAGGCAUUAUCAUGAUCUCAAGGAUAGGCCUUUCUUCAAUGGGCUGUGCAACUUCUUAAGCUCCGGACCAGUUCUUGCCAUGGUUUGGGAAGGCGAAGGGGUGAUCAGAUACGGCCGCAAGCUCAUAGGUGCAACCGAUCCUCAGAAUUCUGAACCCGGUACAAUCAGAGCAGAUUUGGCUGUUGUAGUGGGAAGAAACAUUAUCCAUGGCAGCGACGGCCCUGAAACCGCCAAGGAUGAAAUCAAGCUGUGGUUCAAACCUGAGGAGCUGGUUAACUACACGAGCAACGCGGAGAAAUGGAUAUACGGCGUUAACUGAUUUCAGAGCUUUUGGUGUUUGUUCAAAAUAAAUAGCCUGCCUUGCUCGAAUAAAGAGUGGGGAAGCAAAAGGAAUGAUGUGAAUCUACUUGAUCAAAUUUUGCCGCACUUGUCUUCUUAUAUUAGCAAUUUUACAAGU
Molecule: messenger RNA, 831 nt
Organism: Salvia splendens (bonfire salvia)
Lineage: Eukaryota; Viridiplantae; Streptophyta; Magnoliopsida; Lamiales; Lamiaceae
Product: nucleoside diphosphate kinase 3
Exons: 7
Coding region: 1-693 (230 amino acids)
Biological process (GO): CTP biosynthetic process; UTP biosynthetic process; GTP biosynthetic process
Molecular function (GO): nucleoside diphosphate kinase activity
Source: RefSeq, a predicted model, not a curated record